Messenger RNA from Lachancea lanzarotensis, 846 nucleotides. RefSeq names its product LALA0S07e00606g1_1 (gene GEP7). The transcript has a single exon. Bases 1 to 846 code for a protein of 281 amino acids. The record is from RefSeq and is a predicted model, not a curated record. NCBI's taxonomy places the organism in Eukaryota, Fungi, Ascomycota, Saccharomycetes, Saccharomycetales, Saccharomycetaceae.
AUGCUGAGGCAAUCUGCAUUAGUCCCUAGAGCGGCGUGCCGAUCAAGAUUAUAUCGUACUGCGGCCCCUCUGGCUAAAUCGGUACCAAGAUCACUAUUGCAACGGCAAGCCAAAAGAAGAGGAGAUAUAGAAUCAUCUGCGUCAUCGCAGCUCAUUGUAACGUCUUUUAAGGAUAUAUUUGCGUUUUUCAAUCCGUCAGGUCACUCACAGGAAGAUGAAGAUACGGAGUUGGCCCAGAACAGGGAAGCGGUCAUUGAUAGAAUAGAGCAAGGCGAACUGCGAAAUUUGUACCUGCAAAGGUUUUCAGCGAUUCCAAUAGCAGCACCAAGUGGAUCUAAGGAUUUGGUUGGUGAUCUAAGGAUUCCCACACAAAGCCUGCUGCAAGUUUUUCCACAACUAUCACAGCAAGACAGAGAAAUGAUCGAGGUUUCGCUAACUAUGAUCCCGCCAUCCAAAGACUGGAGGGAAAUUUCACCAGUACAAAAGCAAAUGUUGUUCUAUAUGGGUUACGGAUCGCAUGGUCCUAGGAGUGACCUUACUUUCGAAAGGUCCAAACCCGAGGAUUUUACCUGGCAAGGCCGUGCAAAAGUCGGACUUCCAGGCCAAAGGAUCCACAGACUACCGAAAACGCAAACUACAGACGUUUGGACAUGUACACCGUCAAGAAAAACUUUAUUGGAUAGUAUGACCAGACGGUUAGAUCCAGGGACAUUGUCAGUGGCGUUGAUUGGACUCAUUGUUGCAGUGUGUGCAACUUUUAAAGAAUAUCGGCAACGACAGGAUGACGAGGCUGUCGCGGAAUUGGCUAAAUUUGAAGAGGUCGAAACUCUUAAGGCUUCUGACUAA